AUGGGAGACCGAGGGACGCAGCGCCAGAAGCCGAGCCGCCGCCCCGAAGUGUCUGUCUUUGUCGGAGCUCUCCGCAGGGUAAGUUCCAGCCCUGGAAAUGGCUCCAGCACGGAGCCGCGAGCCGCCAACUCGUCCGCCGCCUUCGCCAACAUCGACGACGGCGGUGGCAUCGACCCCAGGGACUUUGCGCAGGGGUAUACGGACGUGCAGACGCUGAUGCUGGCCGGCGUGUGCACGCUCAUCGUGCUGGUGUUCGCGCUGGGCGCCGGAUUCGCCGUCAGGAUCGCGUGGCGGAAGCUGCGGGAGCGCGCCGCCGACGGCUACACGGGGGUGGUGCACCGCGACGACAGCAGUGACCCCCUGCAGGGCGGCCCAGGGGGCUGCCGCGGCGCCGCCGCCUCCACGCACUCCAGCGGCAACCUGCUCGCCGACGAGCUGAAGGCGGCCGCCGCCCACUGCUCCGCUCACAACGCCGUCGCGGACUGCGCCGCCAUCGAUGACGUCAGCUCCCAGUCACCGCUGCUCGCCGGCAGCGCCUCUGCCGGCAGCGUGCGCAGCCACGCCAACGGUAGCGUUAUCACCAUGACUCUGAAAAACAAUCACCUCAUUGUCGAGACGCAGGACCGAGCGGUGCGGCUGCAGGACGGCGCCACCAAGACGACGACGACCACGUUCACGACGUCGGCGUCGCCCGAGCACGAGCCGGUGUUCGUGGUGGAGGUGACGCAGCCGCGCGGCUACUCGGCGCUGCCCGCCUGCGGCGACGCCGACGCGGACGCGGGCAACCCCGGCGCCUGCAGGCAGGCCGCGCCAGCCGCCAGUCAGCGCGCGCAGGUAGGCGCGGAGGCGGCGGCGUCUGGGCCUCUGGCCAACACGGGCCUGUCGCAAUCCGACCUGAGCGUGUCUUCGGCGGGCUCGGCCAACCCGAGCUACCGCUACGGCAACCAGACGGGCUACGACGGUGGACCGUUCGGCUACCCGCAGUACGCCGGAUACUGCGUCGAGGCGGCCGCCCCCGGCGCCGCGCCCUCCGCCUCCGCCUCGGCCACCGUCACGCCGGGAUCGGCGCGCAGGCCCGUCUUCUGGGGCGGCCAGGACUCGAUGCUGAGCAGCGACCAGCAGUCGGAGCAGCUGCUGUCUGACAUCUUGCAGGAGGAGCUCCUGCAGGAGGAGCAGCGGCAGCUGGGCAACGGCAGCGACUCGGCGGGUCUGGGCCUCCACCGCACCGGCAGCCUGCCGCCCCGAGUGCGCGCCGAGCCGACCCAGGAGGAGAGUGGGGCGCAGCAGCCGAGCAGCAGGCUGGAGCCCGUGGCGGAGGCCGCCGCCCCCAGGGCCGCCUACAGCCCCCGGAAGCGCGCGUCGCUGCCCGCCAUCUCGGCCGGCCUCUGCAGGCCGUCCCCGCGUCUCGAGGGCUUCAGGAACGACAUCUCGCCGCUGCGGGAGGUGGCCGACCAGAGUCCCGAGGCCGAACGGUGCACCGGCAGCAGGACUUUGCAAGAUGGCGUCAGUGAAAAGCCUUUCGAGAACAAGUCUUUCGUGUCAACAAAUCAAAUGGCGAGCUAACUUUGUAGCUCAGACACUGUACUAAGGCCACUAGUGACACGAGCAAUGGAAUCUGAAAAUGGUGAACUAGGUUUCGCUCAAUACUGACGGGAAACGAAACCGAUAAUUAAUGUGUCGUACAAGUAUUGAACUUCAUUAAAUCCCAUGAAGACGUGACAUGUAACCAGGCAACUGAUUGUAUCAGUUACUUCUUUCAGAAAAAGUAACUGAAUCUACGUAUAUAUAAU
This is a messenger RNA of Schistocerca nitens (vagrant locust), 1790 nucleotides long. RefSeq lists its product as uncharacterized. The transcript is spliced from 9 exons. Bases 1 to 1563 code for a protein of 520 amino acids. NCBI's taxonomy places the organism in Eukaryota, Metazoa, Arthropoda, Insecta, Orthoptera, Acrididae. The record is from RefSeq and is a predicted model, not a curated record.